GUUCGGGCUUAGAAUUACGCUCAAGGUUCAGGUCAGAGUCAGUGCCAUAGUGUGGCUCAAGUCCAGGGUUAUAAUUGAGGUUUUAAUUGAUGUCACUCUCUUUUUCUUCCUCUCUCUCUUCGUCGAUUCGAGUCGCGUGAGACGACGUUUAUGUUGUUCACCUGAACCCCGUGCUGUGAAGGACUCGGCAAAGCCAGUCGUAUGUCAUUGGUUCGCGUGACCCCUACCGCCACUAGAUAUCUCACAAUAGACACAAAUAAAAGUUUGAGAUCGACCUAGGGUGAGGUCCCGGAACGGUUCAUAUAGAGCACUCGCUACUGUUAGACGCGGCUAAGAAUCAAUCUCGGAUGAAUGUGGUUGUUAGUGAAGUGCGCUAACCUCUGCGCCACCGCUCCCUCCACACACGCUCAAUCUGUGUCAUGGGAUCACAAUCUCAGCGCUGCAAGCCGCUGUGUGUGAGCCAGGUGACUUCCUCCCCCUUCCCUCCCCCUCUUCCACUCUCCCCUCUUCUUCCUGAAGCCCCACACCUCGCGUCCCCCUUGUCUCCGUGUUGUCUUGCCUCCACUGUCUCCCGCGUCUCAUUCGUCCGCAUGUUCCGUGUACCCCCGUGAGUCCAAGCGAACCCCAUUAAGCCCGAAUGAGUCCCUGCAAAUCCCUGCGCGGUGGCAGUGCAGAUGGAUUCUUGAAUGCAUCUGUGCUGAGCUUUGAGUGUCACCCAUCGUUUGCGUGGUGGGGUUUCUUCAGGUUCUCCAUUGUCACCCCAUCCCUGCACGAAGUCAAACUCUGAUAAAUAAUGGAAUUCAUGGCUUUACAACCCAAUGUAGCAGAACCCUCCUAGAAAAGAGCCUUCAGACUCAGCGAAGCUCGCCUGGCUACAUACUUGGCAUCGUGAUAUCCAUAUCGAAAUCAGCUCAAGCCUUCCGUAAAUCAUGUAACUUCUGUGUGACUACACCCACUCUGAACCCCUCCCCCCGCCCCCUGUGAAAACACACGCUGAUCCUCCAUGCAGCUCCUCUCUUCUCUCUUCUCCCUUUCGUCCCUCCCCUCUCAUCAUCACCCUCUCAGCCUCGAUAUCUUGGCCCAGUCGAAUUUCUGUCUCCCCCUUUCUGCCUGGUGCACCACCUCCUCCUCCUCUCUCCCAGCUGCUCAUCUUGAGGCGCGCCCUCCUCUUUGUCCGUCUUGAGGACUUCCGUCCCGGCUUCCAUUCCCUCUCCCGUCCCUUUCUCUCUUUCCACUCAUGACAGCCUUGACUCUACUCCCCUCCCCGUGGUGGGGGAGCCACGGAUAGACAGUGCUGUGUGAGUUCAUUAAAACCACAAUGAAAUGGAACGUAUGUGCAACAUUGCCUAGAUGGCUAACACAGCGUACGGGUAUUAUUUAUGUAUUUGUUGGUAAUAUAGCGAGAGGAUGAAUUGCACCGGGAGAGAGGAGGUGCGGUCGUGAAUCAAUCCGCGUGAGCGCCGAGCGGAACCCGCGGAGCUCCGCGGGGCUGCGCUGCCUCCGCCACUGCCGCCUUCAUUCCAACCCGCGGCGUUGCCUCCCCCUUCUCAACUCGUCACACCUCCUCCUCUCCAGUCGACGCGACUUCGCCGAGAGGCAACCGCGGACGGGAAUUUCCGCGGGUCCUCGUUCAUCCGCGUCCUCUGAUAGGGGACCCUGGGCCUAGGGGGUCCCAGUGCUCCCCACGGGGAUCCCUCGGGGUUUAAACUUCGCUCGCAGGAGCUAAGACGCCUGGUGCCGAGGAUCGAAUUGGUUUCCAGUUGCUGCUGCUCCGCGUGCGUGUGCGUCAGAGUGAGCGCACUUGCACACAAGCAGCAGCAGCAGCUGCUCCUGGUGCUGCUGCUUUUGUGUGUUCGUGCGCGUCACUGUGAGCUCACACGCGUCCCUUGCGCUCCGCGGCGACAGCAGCAGGAGAAGAGGGAAGCCUUCAGAUGCAGUCACAGGUUCUUCAUCUUCAUCAACAUCCUCGGGGGAAAACACAAGACGAGUUGUUAUUAAGAGCGAUUUCAGAGUGUUCAUAUUCAUAGAGCAGCCACCUCAGAAUAACAAACAAAAAAAACAACAUACUGAAUAUUAAUCGUGGUAACAUCAGUCAUUUUGAUCAUCAUAAAUAGAGUACAAGUGAAUAUGAACAUAUAUACCAUCAUCGUCAUCAUAAUAAAACAUACGUUGUCAAUUAAAUCAGGAUAUCAUCAAUAGCGACUGCAUACAAAGUAUGAGGCGUAAUCUUAAAGUGAUAUAAUUAUUAUCAGUAGCAGCAGCAGAAAAUGAAAUGAGAGUUUUUAUAUAAAGUGAUAUCAUCAUCGUGGGAGGUGCAAUGGAAGCGCUGUGGACGAACGCGUCGCGACUCCCCCUGGGUUCUGCACUUGGCGACCCUGAAGCAUCAACCAACAUCACCACCAUCACGACGAACAGCAACACCAUCAUCAACAUCAUCAACAGCAGCAGCGCCAGCGGCGGCGGCGGCGACGAGGAGGAGGGCGCGGGCGAGGAGGAUCUGGACGUGAACACGGACAUGUACACGAAGCUGCUCGUCACCCUCCUCUACCUCUUCAUCUUCGCCGUGGGCACCGUGGGGAACGGCGCCACCAUCUACGUGGUGGCGCGCAAGAAGACGCUGCAGCAGCAGCUGCAGAGCACGGCGCACUACCACCUCGUGAGCCUCGCCGUGUCCGACGUGCUCAUCCUCGUGGUGAGCAUGCCCGUCGAGGUCUACAGCUUCAUCUGGUUCCACCACCCGUGGACCUUCGGCUCGUCGGCCUGCAAGGCUUACUACUACCUGCGUGACGCGUGCACCUACGCCACGGUGCUCAACAUCUGCAGCCUGAGCGCCGAGCGCUACCUCGCCGUGUGCCACCCUCUCCGCGCCAAGGCCCUCAUGUCCCGCCAGCGCGCCAAGGCCCUGCUGGGCCUCGUGUGGGUGGCCUCCUUUCUGCUGGCACUGCCCAUGCUGUUCGCCAUGGGCACGGUGGAGAAGAUGCACAGGAAGGACGGCACGGCCGACCCGAGUGGCGUGGUGUGCACCAACGUGGCGAGCGAGCUGGACCUGAAGAUCAUCCUGCAGAUGAACGCGCUCACCGCCUUCCUGCUGCCCAUGCUGCUCGUGUGGGCUCUCAACUCGCUCAUCGCGCGCUGCCUCCUCCUCAUGCUGCGGGGCGCGGCGGCUCCCGGCGCCGGAGGAGGGGGGGCAGGAGGGGGGCUGCGCCUGCAGCAGGGCGCCCCCAGGGCGGCGCACCGCGCACCCUCGCACGGGGACGGCUGCGGGGCCCCGGGGUCCCCUCGCGGCUCGGGGUCCCGCGGAGCCUCACAGGGACCUGGAGCUCUGCGCGCGCGAGGUCCCCGCGGGGACACCGAGAGCCUCUCGCUGGGAGUCUCCCUGGAGCCGUCGCGAGUCCACGCGCUGCGCCACGGGGUCGCCGUGCUGAGGGCGAUCGUGGUGGCGUUCGUGGUGUGCUGGCUGCCCUACCACUCGCGCCGCCUCAUGUACUGCUACGUGCCCAAGGACUGGUGGACUCUCCGGCUCAACAACUUCUACCACUACUUCUACAUGCUCACCAACGCGCUCUUCUACGUCAGCUCGGCCGUCAACCCCGUGCUCUACUACCUCGUGUCCGCCUCCUUCAGGAGCGCCUUCCUCGCCACGCUGCACUCCCUCGCGCUCUGCGGACGCCCCUGGCGAGGUGGGUCCGCUCCUCGCUGGGGGGGGCGAGCAAGGAGGAGGAAGGGCCGAGGCCGGUGCGAGGGGCCCUCGGGAGAGGGCCCCGGCUCUCUGCUGCAGGGGGACUCGGCGCGGAGGGGAGGAGGGGGCUCCUCGGCGCUGCUGCGCCUGCACGGCGUGGGGGCCCCCAGAGACUCGAGUCCCAACACGGGGGAAUCUAGCAUCAGCAUCUCCACCAUCGACGCGCUGCGGUGACCGCGCAGUCCAAAUGGGGGGGGAGGGCGUGGUAGAAGGGGACAACGGAGGGCUCAAGGUCAAAGGUCAACGCGAGUUGCUGUUCAAACGAGCAUCGGUGCUCACCUCCAGUUGACAGCCCUGAGCCAGUGAUGGAAAUUCCACGUUCCCAUGGCGGGGUGAGUCCAUUAAUUGCACAACCACUGUUGACACCCCCUACUGAGUGGUACUCACUUUAUCGACCCCGCAGACAUGGUGGGCUGAGCAAACAUUCAACCAGGAUUUUAAACUCUUUAGUAACCACAGUUAGUGGCGUACCAGUGGGACAUUCAGACACUGGUUAUGCAAUGGUGGGACAAUGGUGGGACACAGUACCAAUGGAGGAACAAUGGGACGAUCGUGGGACAGAAUGGGAAUGAGCUGGACAAUUGGUGUCAUAGAGAUAUGCACGUCACGCUUUUGUGAGCCACGUUCGAGAUACUCAUUUUCUGUCAAUGUGUGUACUGUCAGUUUAACACGUAGGCUUUCGCGACCAAUAUCCAUAAUUUAGGGUUUCUGGGUUAGAUCGCGUAAAUAUAAAUGUGUCGUUAAACCCGCCACCACUCGAAACAGCCAAUUAAGGUUUAUCACGGAAACAGAACAUGGCAAUUGGUUACUAGUACAGCACACUAGUGUGUAGUACGACGUUUUGCCAGUAAUUACAACUAGCAUCAUCAGGCGACAGCCAGAUCGCCUGAUGAUGUUACGUGAUAAACCUAACUAAUUGGCCGUGUCGGGUGGUGGCGGGUUUAACGACACAUUUACGCGUUCUAACCAAAACAACUCAUUAUGGGUGUGUGUAUUGUGUAUGUGAAGCGGUGGCGCAGUGGUUAACACGCUGCAUUACGAGCCCGGCGGCCAACACCAGCCGCGCGUUUUCUCGACAGGGCCUUGGUUCCCCCUGAACCCCCCACGAGGAGCCCCCCCCCCGCCACGCCCUCUUUGUUGUUUUGGUGUCGGUGCAGUUGCACCGCCUGCACACCCGAUAGCUACGGUACUCGCCGUGAAUGAGUACCUGCUGCUGCGAUACGUAAACAUCAAUCGUGGGAGACGAAGGCAACCGAGCGUGGCGCUCAUCGCACCACUGUCGUGCGCCGUGCCGACCUGACCAGGUGCUCCCUAACAGCUCUUGCCACUAGUCACCUGUGCAGGAUCUUUGUUUGUAUCAUAUGUACGAUAUGUGAGAGCUCUUAACUUAUUUCCCGAGUACACGGAAUAUGUGUACGCUAUAUAUCGGGGAGCGGUGACGUGCAGUGGUUAUAGGUGCUCGCUAACAGCACUGGCCCAACAGUCUGUUACAGGCGAUACGGGAAUCUGUGUCGUUGUACUCCACGUGUACACGGUAUACAUUCUGUGCGUAUGCUCUGGAUAUGCAGAACCGCGCGGUCUAGCGAGGUAUUCACACAGCAGUAGACACUCUGUAGUUAAAUGAUGGUGAUUGUGCAAGCAAAAGUGUUGUAUUGUGUUUAAAAUGGUGUGUACAUUUACAGCAGUGGAGAUACAAAGGCGGCCGGACGCACGUGUUUCUGGUCCCAGCGUCGUGGCGUCGCUCGCCGGCCGCCCAGUGUGGGGUUGCUCUCCUCUCGUCUCGCGACAAUGGACGUUGGCCAAACAUCCCAAAUGUCGCAGGAUCCCCCUCUUGUCAAACGCGCGUCUCGCACUCGUAAAUGAAAGAAUUACGGUACUCCCUGGGUGGUCCGCGGGGCAUCAACACCCCCACCACCCCAUCACUGCGGUGCUUGUUGUUGCUGUUGUGCUCGUAGGGAGCAGUCACAUAAUCUUCAUCGAUUUCCUGAGCGGGGAUUUAUCACCGGGUUUGAUUAUCGCUCGAGUUGUUGGAAUAAGCGGCGUUUAUUUCAUUAAAAAAGAUUGUCGGACCAAUGAAGGAUAUCUCGCCCUGCCUGUGAUGAGACGCAUCUGGCUCAUCGUAAUUAUCGAACUCGCGUUGCGAUGCACGGGUUUGUAAGGGUUGGUGGAUCACGCCGUGAUUUGAGAAACUCAUCUCACCGAGCGGAAAAGAUGGCCAUGAGAUGGAACAGCAAGUGGAUUCGUGAACCCAUCUGUAAGCGGAAUUGAGUGUCACCCUCCCCUAUGGAAAGUGGUUUUCCUUCGGGUUCUCUGGUUCCCUCCCCCGAGAAGCCAAACUCUCAUUCACCUGGAAAUGCCCCAACGUCUCAAUGUGGCAGGACCCUCCUGAGGAGUCUUGGGGCUCAAACGAAGACUGUUCUGGCAUUAUCAUUGUAAAAGUUACGUCUGAACCCCCCCCCCCCCCCCGUGAUUCAAGUCUCAACGUAGGGCUGACCGCGCCUCCCAGUGUCUGCUGCUGCUGUGCCUCGUGUCCACCUCGUGUCCACCUCGUGUCCACCUCGUGUCCACCUCGUGUCCACCUCGUGUCCACCUCCCCUUGCUCCGGUUUCUCCGUUGCCUACACGAGCCCAAGUGCAUCAUUAGCAUAUAAUUUGCAUAAGCUGUGGACACCCCGUGUUGGCCGCGAGCAGGAAUCGAACUUGGGUAACCGGGUUCAUAGCGCAGCGUAGCGCUAACCGCUACACGAUCGCACACACACACACGAUGCACACGACACACAGACGCACAGGCAGGCGAGUGAGCGAGCUCACACUGAAAGCUUUACUCGAUGCCGUCUCGGACGAGACGCGUCGCGGCGCCGCGCACAAGCCGAGAGUAGGAGACGCGGCGCCUUCUCUCGGCCACGCGGGGUUCCCUGAGGUAGGCGCGGAUUGUAAACGACAGCUCCACGAAAACAACAUUUACAAUCUGAACCGAAACAUCGUCGUCGUCGUCAUCAUCAUCAUUACUACAGUUAACACAAUUCUUCACCUCCAGAACGAAAAAAAUCACUUCCCCCCCCCACCCGCCGCCCUCCCCCCAGACUUCUUUAUGUCUAAAAUAACAAACGCGCCCCUUUGCUCCCCCAAAUAAAAAAAAACGUUGAUUGAAAAUGCGCAGUGGAGAAACGAGAAUUGGGAGAGGGUCGCUCCCAAGGUAAAGAUGGGAAAGGGGAACACGGGGAAGAGCAGAGGACGGAGGUGGGGAGGACAGUCGGGGGGAGCAGCGGGAGGGAGUAGCGAGCGAACAACCGCACGGGCUCCUUCAAACCCCGGUGCCUGCUGCGUGCAGCGGCCAGCUCGCACGCAC
This is a messenger RNA of Petromyzon marinus (sea lamprey), 7087 nucleotides long. Lineage: Eukaryota; Metazoa; Chordata; Hyperoartia; Petromyzontiformes; Petromyzontidae. The record is from RefSeq and is a predicted model, not a curated record.